Drosophila bipectinata is the source of this 319-nucleotide messenger RNA. The record is from RefSeq and is a predicted model, not a curated record. Lineage: Eukaryota; Metazoa; Arthropoda; Insecta; Diptera; Drosophilidae.
AUGAGGCUGUUUGGGUUUCUUCCAGUCACAGAUGCGCAGCAGAAUUAUGACGGACAGAAUGGCCCCCAUCAGUUCGGUUCCCCCGGAAACGGUGUCUACAUACGGGGUCAGAACGAAGGACCCUACACGGUGCCAGGAGUGGGCGGGACCUUCCAGAACUCCCCAGGAAACGGUCAUCAUAGCUACACCGAUGAGCAGGGGAAUACCUACACCCACACUUCAAAAGAAUAUACUAGGAGUUCGGCUUCGGCUCUGAGCUUUAGAGUGGGACUUGUUUUUCUUGCUUAUAUGACCUAUUUAUCAUUUUAACGAGCUAUUU